AUAGUAAAUGGAUCAACUGGUUUUUGGAGCGAACAUGAGGCUGACCCUGUUGUACCUGUCCGACUGUGAACUCGAUGGGAUCGAUCUCUGGAGAUAGCCGUAUUCACAGACCUCCAUCUGUUGGCCAUGUCAUGUUGAUGUCUCAUAAAAACCGUGCUUGAGCUUUCAGCAUACUCUUAGCAGCAAGAUCAUCUAUUCCACCUCUAGCUUGAAACUAUGCCUAUUGCGCUGGGUCUUAACGUAUAUGGAGUUUUCACAGCUACCAUCUCUCUAGUUGCCCUCAUCGGACACGUUUUACACCGAUAUCUUCCAAGUGCUAGGAUGAAGAUACUUGUAGAAGCGUUAGAUGACACCGAAGGGAUGAUAUAUUCAAUGGCGGAGGCGGGCCUUUUACCUCGCUCUCGAGCAGUUCUAGAAAUGGAAGAGCGUUUGGCAAUCCUCAGAGCCAAGUCGUCUGAGCUACAUGCAAAGGCAGUUUGUGCAACCACCCCUUGGAAAGAAUGCAAAGAGCUUUGUAAGGGUCUCUCUGCAUCGAUAGGGAUUUGCUUAUGCCAGGUGAAAGAGCUGCGUGCUUCUGCUGUGAUGAUCAGCGAGGCGGAACGUCGACGCCUUCGAGAGCAGAGCCUUAAUGGCAGUGUUUCAAAAGCUUCCGCGCCAAGCCAUCUACGCAGUUCCGAGUCUGGGUCUAGACCGAUAAAAAUUAUUGUCCCGGCGUGA
This is a messenger RNA of Serpula lacrymans var. lacrymans S7.9, 717 nucleotides long. RefSeq lists its product as uncharacterized. The record is from RefSeq and is a predicted model, not a curated record. Bases 217 to 717 code for a protein of 166 amino acids. NCBI's taxonomy places the organism in Eukaryota, Fungi, Basidiomycota, Agaricomycetes, Boletales, Serpulaceae. The transcript is spliced from 6 exons.